AUGGGAUCCAAUCUUCCAGCUCAGCCAAAUCUCAGGCUUACAAUCAUUGCCGCUGACGGUCUAUAUAAACGCGAUGUCUUCCGAUUCCCCGAUCCUUUUGCUGUUGCCACCAUUGGUGGUGAACAGACGCAGACGACAACCGUUAUCAAGAAGACGUUGAAUCCGUACUGGAACGAAAGCUUUGAUUUGAGAGUCAACGAGGACAGUAUCCUUGCGAUUCAAAUAUUUGACCAGAAAAAGUUCAAGAAGAAGGACCAGGGUUUCUUGGGUGUCAUCAAUGUGCGCAUCGGCGAUGCGAUCGAUCUUCAAAUGGGCGGUGACGAAAUGCUCACUCGGGAUCUCAAGAAGUCGAAUGAUAACUUGGUAGUACAUGGAAAACUGAUUAUUAACCUCUCGACCAACCUAUCCACACCCGCCCCGAACGGACCAAAUAGACCACAGCAACCACCAUCAAACUUGUCAGGGCUUGUUCCACAAGUGCAGACACCACCUACGACGCAAAGCCAAUCGUUUGCCGAUGGAGCUACCCCGGGAUCUAUCGCAGCAAGUUCAACAAAUUCAUUCACACCAACCCGCGCUUCGUCCAAUGCCCGGCCAACGAGUGGACUAUCAGCUCCGUCUGAACCGCAGGCUAACGGCCAAGCGACGCAAGGAUCAAGAACGAAUCUCAGCUCUUUUGAAGACAAUCUGGGUCGACUUCCAGCAGGAUGGGAACGACGUGAAGAUAACCUGGGGAGAACGUACUACGUCGAUCACAACACAAGGACAACGACAUGGACUCGACCUUCAGCCAAUUACAGCGAGAGUGCGCAGCGAUCACAACGGGAAGCCAAUAUGCAGAUGGAGCGUCGGGCUCAUCAAAGUCGAAUGCUUCCUGAAGACCGUACAGGAGCUAGUUCACCCAACUUACCAGAAGCUCAACAGCCUACUACUCCUCCUUCUGGGGCCAGCAAUGCUUCCAACGCAGCCAAUGCUGCCUCGAUGAUGGCCACUGGUGCUACAACCGCUGGUACUGGUGAGCUUCCAGCUGGUUGGGAGCAGAGAACUACACCAGAAGGAAGACCAUAUUUUGUCGAUCACAACACUCGCACUACCACCUGGGUUGACCCGCGUCGGCAACAAUACAUUCGCAUGUAUGGACAGAAUGCCAGUGGAGGCAAUACCACUUUCCAACAGCAACCAGUCUCGCAACUAGGACCUUUGCCCAGUGGAUGGGAAAUGAGAUUGACCAAUACUGCGCGUGUAUACUUUGUCGACCACAAUACAAAGACCACCACAUGGGACGAUCCACGACUACCUUCGUCUCUUGACCAGGGUGUGCCCCAGUAUAAGCGGGACUUCCGUCGCAAGCUGAUUUACUUCCGAUCGCAACCGGCAUUAAGAAUCAUGUCUGGCCAAUGCCACAUUAAGGUUCGCCGCAGUAAUAUAUUUGAGGAUUCAUAUGCAGAGAUCAUGCGUCAAAGUGCUUCUGAUUUGAAGAAACGACUUAUGAUCAAGUUUGAUGGUGAGGACGGUUUAGAUUAUGGUGGACUUUCUCGCGAGUACUUCUUCCUUCUCUCCCAUGAGAUGUUCAAUCCUUUCUAUUGUCUGUUUGAAUAUUCCGCACACGAUAAUUACACGCUUCAAAUCAACCCUCACUCCGGCAUUAACCCUGAGCAUUUGAACUAUUUCAAGUUCAUUGGUCGUGUCGUCGGACUUGCCAUUUUCCAUCGACGAUUCUUGGAUUCGUUCUUCAUUGGCGCAUUCUAUAAGAUGAUGCUUCGGAAGAAAGUCACACUUCAAGACAUGGAGGGAGUUGACGAAGAUUUCCACCGAAAUUUGACGUGGACGCUUGAAAACGAUAUAGAAGGCAUUGUUGAGCUUACGUUUUCGGUUGACGAUGAAAAGUUUGGCGAACGAGAAACAAUUGAUUUGAUACCCGACGGAAGAAAUAUCCCCGUCACUAAUGAGAAUAAGCAUAAAUAUGUCGAACUUGUUACGGAAUGGAAGAUCCAAAAACGUGUAGAGGAACAAUUCAACGCAUUCAUUUCAGGCUUCAACGAGCUCAUCCCCCAGGACCUCGUUAACGUCUUCGACGAGCGCGAACUCGAGUUGUUGAUAGGUGGUAUUGCUGACAUUGACGUCGACGACUGGAAGAAACAUACCGAUUACCGCGGAUAUCAAGAAUCCGACGAAGUUAUCCAAAACUUCUGGAAGAUUAUUCGAAGCUGGGACGCAGAGCAGAAAUCACGAUUACUUCAGUUUGCGACUGGUACUUCUCGUAUUCCUGUCAAUGGAUUUAAGGAUUUGCAGGGAUCGGAUGGACCGAGACGGUUUACGAUUGAGAAGUCUGGUGAUCCUAACGCUUUGCCAAAGUCACAUACAUGCUUCAACCGUCUUGACCUCCCCCCUUACAAAUCGAACGAAGUUCUUCAGCAGAAAUUGUCCAUAGCCGUUGAGGAAACAUUAGGUUUUGGACAAGAAUAGGCUGUAUAGAUUACAUUAAUGGUACAAGUACAAAGUUAUACGUGUUGAGGUCGGUUGAGAGAGAGAGAGACGGGCUUCUUUCGUUCUUCCGCACAAGAUGAAUUGUUAUAAUAUACCACCCGUCUGCCAGAAUGACUGUACGAUCGUGUCCCACCGACCUCCCCCCCUUUUUUUUGCUUUGAAUUUACAGCAGCGGAGGGAGUGUUCCAUGGCAGUUGGUGAUUGUCUUUGUCUCCCCAUUAUAUCUCCAUUGCUUUCUAUCACAUAUAUAUAGUAUCAUAUUGCCAGUUACCUAUUCUUCCAUUCUAUUCUUCAGAGCAUAACCACCCAGGUGUCGAGAGGGAAACAGAAAAUCGAUCUCUGGCCUGGUCUACUUCCAUCACUCUCAAGCUGUUUUCCACAAGGACAUACAAAUAUUUCAUCGCCUCUCUUUCCUUGCUUUGCUUUGGUUCGAUUUGGUUUUAUUUUCAGAGCGAUUUCCAGAUGUCAUUAUUUAUUUCUUGUUUUCGUGUCUUUAUAGGUAUUGUUAAAGUGAGAUACCAUUCAUUCCUUU
This is a messenger RNA of Talaromyces stipitatus ATCC 10500, 3019 nucleotides long. RefSeq names its product ubiquitin-protein ligase (Rsp5), putative. Gene Ontology annotation, molecular function: ubiquitin protein ligase activity; protein binding. NCBI's taxonomy places the organism in Eukaryota, Fungi, Ascomycota, Eurotiomycetes, Eurotiales, Trichocomaceae. Gene Ontology annotation, biological process: ubiquitin-dependent protein catabolic process. The record is from RefSeq and is a predicted model, not a curated record. The coding region runs from base 1 to 2466 and encodes 821 amino acids. The transcript has 10 exons.